AGAAGUGAUCUUUGGGAAGGUUAGAGGAGCGCUUCGCCAGCUUGAACAUGGAAUUGACAAGAGUGGUCAUCUCAGCUCUCUUUCUGCUGGUGGCAUUUGGAUUGUCUAGUGCCAAAGUUGAGGAGGAGAACCCGGAGUUCUGGAGGUCACAAGCCCGGAAGACUUUGCAGUCAGCGUUGGACAGGAAGCUCAACACCAAUGUGGCCAAGAACAUCCUAUUUUUCCUCGGAGAUGGUAUGGGAAUCACAACGUACACAGCGUCUCGUAUCCUCAAGGGACAGCUGGAGAACCAGACAGGAGAAGACACAGUGAUGACCAUGGACACCUUCCCUAACGUGGGACUAGCUAAGACCUACAGUGUGGACUUCCAGAUUCCAGACAGUGCAGCCACAGCCACAGCAUAUCUGUGUGGAGUGAAAACCAACCUGAACACUAUCGGAGUUAGUGCAGCGGCUCGCAACGGAGUCUGCAAGACUCAGAAGGGCAACGAGGUCACGUCCAUCCUGAAGUGGGCCAAAGAUGCGGGCAAGUCUGUCGGCAUUGUAACAACCACGCGGGUGCAACAUGCCACCCCAGCAGCCAGCUACGCCCACAGCGCCAGCAGGAAGUGGUACAGUGACGCUGACAUGCCCGAUGCUGCCAAGAUGGACGGCUGCACCGACAUCGCCUCCCAGCUCCUCAAAAACACUGACAUAGAUGUGAUCAUUGGUGGUGGUAGAAAGUACAUGACCCCUAAGGGCACAAAAGAUCCCGAAUACCCCAGGGAUUACUCCUCUAGGGGCAAAAGAAAAGACGGACGCAACCUCAUUGAUGAGUGGCAGAGCAUGAAAAUUGGAAAGGUAGCCCACUACGUGUGGAAUAAAACAGAUUUCAAUGCUGUUGACCCUGAAACCACUGACUACCUCAUGGCUCUGUUUGAACCUGGUGAUCUGCACUUUGAGACGGAAAGAGACCCCAACAUGGACCCGUCCAUCGUAGAGACUACAGAAAAGGCUAUCCGCAUCCUCCAGAAAAACCCCAAAGGCUUCUUCCUGCUAGUGGAAGGUGGGCGUAUUGACCAGGCUCACCAUUCUGGCCGGGCGUACAUGGCACUCCAUGAGACAGUUGCUUUUGACUACGCCAUAGCCAAGGGCCUUGAACUCACCAAAGAGCAUGAAACUCUAACUAUAGUGAUGGCUGACCACUCACACUCUGUUACCUUCAAUGGAUAUCCAUUUCGAGGGCAGAGCAUUCUGGGUAAAUCUCCACUGUGGGCUACAGACGUGCUGCCUUACACCACACUGAUGUACGGCAACGGACCCGGACACAAAAUCACAAAUGGCAAGCGUCCAGACAUCCGCGAUGUCAACACUAAAAAUAAAGACUACGUCCAGCUGGCUGCCGUCCCCACGCAGUCAGCCACCCACAGCGGGGAGGAUGUGGCAGUGCUCGCCCGCGGACCUAUGGCCCACCUCUUCCAGGGUGUCCAGGAGCAGAACUACAUCGCCCAUGCCAUGGCCUACGCCGCCUGCGUGGGUGCCGACAUUAGGCACUGCCAGGGGCAAACUGAAGCACCUGCGGUUCACACCACCUUCACCAACGAUAAGAACGGAGCCGGGGCGGCUUGUGGCUUGCCAGCUCUGCUCAGUAGCCUCCUCAGUGCACUGCUGGCACUUGUCGUGCUGAUGUAGGUCCCUUUUUCUUAGUGAAUCCUAUUGAUCUCACUCCACUUGUCAGGGAGGUCAGAGGUCAGGGUCAUAGGAGGAGUGAGCAGGGAUUUGCUCAAGGUAGUUUCAGCAAGACCAGAGUUAUGUUGUUAAGACAGAGAUAAUUAGAUUAGAUAAUUAGACAGAGUUUUGUUGGUCUAACAAAGGCAAAAAAAUAUAUACAAAAUGCAGUUGCUAGAGAUCUAUGAAAAUAACUGACCACAUUACUCUUACACUGGCUUCCGGUAAGUCAGAGAAAUCAAGGUGUUCCAACUGUAGCCAGCUUCAAAUCUGUUUUAGUUUCUCUAUGAUUCUGUUAUAUCUCACUUGUAAAGCACUUUUGAUUGCCGAUGUGUAUGAAUUGUGCUAUAUAAGUAAACUUGCCUUGCCUGAAGCAGUCCAAAUAGAGAAUUGGGUUGGCUCUUUUUUAAUAUGAAGUGUUUUGUAGCCUACAUACAAACAAUGUAUAUGUCAUGUAUUGACAUUUAUGGCUCCUUCAAAAAACCUUGACUCUUCUAAUCAGAUCUACAUUGGUCGCAAUCUUGUGUUUUUUAUUUUAAUUUUUUUUUUACAAAUUCUUUAUUUAGGUAAAGAAGUAGAAAAACUACUAACCAUGAACGGACACUUCAUCUUUCAAUUUAUCUGAAAAAUGUAAUACCGCCAAAUUUGGUUUUCUUUCUGCUGGUUGCUUGGCAACCUCACGGUGACAGAUGUUGACAAAAAAUAGUUCCAGCGUGUAAAUCCCUGUAAAAUCACAGCUUCUUUUGAUGUACCAAUUAAAAAAAGAUGUACAACCUUAGUCAGUGAGCUUUAGAGGUGCUGGCAGGUGGGUUAUUUUUUUUUUUUGGAGAGAGCCAGACUAGCCUAUGUCCCAACUUCCAGUCUUCAUGCUAAAAUAGGCUAAUCUCCUGUUGGCUCUGGCUUCAUAUUUAUCAAACACACAUGAGAGUGGUAUCAAUCUAAAUCUCAUGAGGGGCAAAUAAGUGCAUUUCCCCAAAAUGUCGAACUAUCCCUUUGAGCUGCAUUAAUAUUUGAAAGAUUGUCAGUAUACAUUACUUAUGUGUUCAGAAACAGCAUAUGACAGACCAUAUUUGUAUGAUUAAAUACAUUUGUAUAUGUAAAACGACACAGGAUGCUGAUAUUGUCUCUGCCAAUGACAUUUUAGUCUAUAAAACUGAACUUGUCCAACCUUUGAUGCAUGAGUGUAGAAAGGACUCUAUUGCUUUGAUCCUCUCCAAUAUCCGCAGUGCUAAUUGAGGU
Messenger RNA from Perca fluviatilis (European perch), 2945 nucleotides. RefSeq names its product alkaline phosphatase 3 (gene alp3). Bases 48 to 1670 code for a protein of 540 amino acids. Gene Ontology annotation, molecular function: alkaline phosphatase activity. The record is from RefSeq and is a predicted model, not a curated record. The transcript is spliced from 11 exons. Gene Ontology annotation, cellular component: plasma membrane. NCBI's taxonomy places the organism in Eukaryota, Metazoa, Chordata, Actinopteri, Perciformes, Percidae. Gene Ontology annotation, biological process: dephosphorylation.